UUUUAUUGUUACCUUUCGUAAUUCAUACUGAGUGGUACUGGUGAAUGUAAACAAACGUAUUUUUAAUAAGCGAUUUUACUAUUUUAAUAUUAAACACAAUCAUGACCAAAAAUCCACGAUACUCCCUAUCCUGGAGUGAACAUUUGAGUGCUAUUUCUAAUGGUUUGAGUUCUUUACAGCAGAAUGAAGAAUUUGUUGAUAUGACAUUGGCAGCCGAUGGACACUAUGUCAAAGUACACAAGGUAAUAAUGGCCCUGGCUAGUCCAUACCUGAAGGAAAUUAUCUCAUCAACAAAAUGUGAACAUCCAGUCAUAUUUUUAAAUAAAAUUAGUUAUGCUACAUUAAGCUCUAUACUGGAAUAUGUCUAUACUGGAGAAGUUUAUGUGCAUUUUGAGAAUAUAAGUGAAUUUAUAGUUGCUGCUAAAGACCUACAUAUAAAGGGAUUACAAGAUGUGAACAUUGUAAACUCAGUUCCAACAAGUAAUGAACAAUGUACAGAUACAUUAGAUUCAACACAUCAUAGUAAAAUUGAGUCAGAAUGUUUCAUGACAUUGGACGAUAGUCAAACAGAAGUAAUUAAUGAAGAUCUGGAACUCAAUGAUUUGUACAAAAAUGCAAGUGAUUUUGCUAAGAUCAAAACUGGGUCAGAUAUUAGUAACCAAGACACAAGCCUAUGCAUACCAACACUACACUACACUGUAUCAAAUCGUGGAUCUUUGCAAAUGAUACUUAAUAACUUUAUGUAUUAUUUAAAACACACGAAUAAAGAUAAUUCGCGACAGUGGCGCUGCGUGGACUAUUUGAAUAACAGAAAAUGUCCUGCGUUGAUUUUUACAAAAGGCGAUGUUGUUGUACAAAGGAUAGCAGCACACAACCACGCUUUUCAUGGUGAUAAAAUAUUUAAGAAAUUUAGAUCUGGAACAGUUUUUGCAGCGAUAAAGGAUGCAAUUGACAAAGGUGUUGUUUCUAAAGCAACAAAAGAAGAUCAUUCAAAUAGUGAAUAAAUAGCAAAACUAAAUAA
Zerene cesonia (dogface butterfly) is the source of this 1021-nucleotide messenger RNA. RefSeq names its product protein bric-a-brac 1-like. Gene Ontology annotation, cellular component: nucleus. Bases 102 to 1004 code for a protein of 300 amino acids. The record is from RefSeq and is a predicted model, not a curated record. Gene Ontology annotation, biological process: regulation of transcription by RNA polymerase II. The transcript has 7 exons. NCBI's taxonomy places the organism in Eukaryota, Metazoa, Arthropoda, Insecta, Lepidoptera, Pieridae. Gene Ontology annotation, molecular function: protein binding.